AUGAAUUCUUGUCAAAGUUCUUCGACAAGUCGCAAAGAAUCCAUACGAUUUAGCGAUAGCGUACUCCAGAGAAACGCAAAAGUAAUGAGAGACCUCAGAAAUCGUUUGAAUAACUGCCGGAAUAGACGCCCAGACCCAAAAUACAAUAGAGCAAUGUGCAGUACGUCUUCCAAAAAUGACCGGAGUAGCGGUAACUCCGAAUAUCGCUCAAUAGAAGGCAGCGAAAAAGAGACGUGCUACGUCAGUUUGUUCGAAGUGUGCAUGAACUAUCUGUUUCCCACAGCGUUUCCUUUGCCGUCUACCAUUUACCGGUUCAAGGUCAAGUGCAAUCAGUCGUUAUCGGACCCGAAAAAAAAGAUCAUCGGAAAAAUAUUGUCGCCAAUUGGACGGUGUUCGAAAAUUCCGAAAGGAAUCUUCGUGCAAUCCCCCUCGGAGAACCUCGUGACGAAAAUAUAUUGUCCCGGAGCUGAAGAUAAGUAUUCAUGUCGAAGCAGUAAAUAA
This is a messenger RNA of Myzus persicae (green peach aphid), 501 nucleotides long. RefSeq lists its product as uncharacterized. Lineage: Eukaryota; Metazoa; Arthropoda; Insecta; Hemiptera; Aphididae. The record is from RefSeq and is a predicted model, not a curated record. The coding region runs from base 1 to 501 and encodes 166 amino acids. The transcript is spliced from 2 exons.